AUGAAACGAGCCAUGAUGCAAACCGCAUUUCUCGUUUGUUCGUCCUUUCUCGAUCCGCCAGUCACCCUCCGUUUCUCGUCCUGCCCAGCUUUCCUAAUGCUGCUACUUCCCUCCCUUGUCGCACGUCCUGCAACUUCCCGUCGCACGUCCCCCGCAAUUUCCGUCGCAUCAUGUUCCACGCUUCCCGUCCGUCCCCGCAGGAAGCGCAAGCCCGUGGCGCACGCGGGGAGUCGGUCGGUGGUGGCGGCGGACGGGUACUUCUGGCACAAGUACGGCCAGAAGAGCGUCAUGGACCGCGCCAUCACCAGGGCGUACUUCCGGUGUGCGCGGCACAGCAUGGGGUGCAUGGCGCGCAAGACCGUCGAUGUCCCCAUCGCUACAACCCCCGCCGCUACAGCCUCCGCUCCAUCGCUAUCCGCUGCUGCAGCCUCGCUCGCUACAGCCGAUGGUAGCGUCGCCAAGCCCUCUGACGCCGCCCCCCCCUCCAGUGCAGCAGCACUGCAGCCGCAGGUGUCGUACCACGGGACACACAACCACACCCCGCCCGGCCCCUGCUCUCUCAGCCUCCCCAACUGCGCCGCCGCUGCCGCCUCAGCUGCAGCAGCAGAGGGGGACAUCCAGGUGCCUGUGUCUGCUUCGCCAGGCGCUGAUGGCGCCGACGGUGCUGCUACAGUGGUUCCCGUAAGCCGGACGGAUCACCAGAGAAGACCGGCGGUAGCGGAAUCAGCAGACGUGGCUGUUGGCAGUGGCACGGGUGCGGCCGAUGCGGCUUCUGCCGUGGCCCCGCUUGGCCUGACCCACCGCCUGAGCCUCAACUCCACUGUCUCUCUUGACCGCGUGCCGCUCUCACCCGCCUCCGCUGCCGCCCACCCCGCCCUCGCUCUCACCCUCGCCACGCCCACCACCGCUCACAAUCUCCCUGCAGCCGCACCAGGAGAUGCCCAGAGGCCCAGUACAGCGGAAGCAGCAGCGGCGGCAGCGGCGGCGGAAGCAGGGGAUUCUGGGAGCUGCACGGACGAGCCGAUGACGGAGCAGUCGAAACAGAGCCCGGCAGGCACACGGGGGUCCAUGGAGGUGGGGUCCGUGCGCGCCGAGGACGAGGACCGCCUUGCGUGCUCAACCAGACCUGCCAGGUCACACUCGGUGGAGGCGCAACCAGAGGGGAAUGGCGACGCGGCACAGAGAGGGGGCAAUGGGGUGGGGCAUCAUGGAGAGGAACGAGGCUUGGCUGGUGCUUUGCGUCCUCAUCCUUCUGCUGCUGCUGCUGCUGCUGCUGUUGCUGGGAGCCAUCCCUCUAUAUCGGCAGCAUUUGCUGCUGCCGCCAGUGCCGCUGCUUCUGGUCCCGCCUUCGCGCUCCCAUCCACAGGCCUGGGAAACCUCUGGGCUAUGGCACCUCCUCCUGGCACCAGCGUCCCUGUUGCCAUUCCCCCUGGCGCCACCACCACCAGCAGUAGUUUCCAAGGCCCGCCUCUGCCUGCACUGCCCAUGCCCAUGCCCAUGCCCAUGCAGACACACCCAGCAACUGCCACCCAUCUUGCUUCCAUGGCUCACGCUUGGGGCCAUCACUCCCACCCCUCCCUCCCCUCUGCUGCUGCUGCAGUUCCUCUGUCCCCUCUUGGCCACCACUUGCCCUCUGGGAUGGUAGUUAUUCCUUCCAUACACCCACCACCACCGCUCUUCAACCCGUUGCACCACAGCCAUGUACCAGCUGCUAGUGGGAAUUAUCCUCAGUUGUCCACCUCUAAGCCUCUCCUGCACCAUGCGCCAUCUGAGUUAGGGGAGAGCACAGGCCACCAUGGAGGAAGUGAUGUUGAUGAGUCAGCACGCCACCUGGCAUCGUCUGGUAGGGAAUGGAACAGUAUCAUGGAGGGAAGUCACCAGGAAGCCAAGAGGAUAUGUGUGGAGUGGGGGCAGACUAAGACUGGAUCCGCCGAUCCUCGUUGCGCUCCGGGAUCUUCACAGCGGCCCGAAGAUAAAUCGUCGCCGCUCUCUUUCCCGCCUGCCCAGCCGCCUCUCCCGCUCGCCUCUCUCGCGGAGUCUCCCGUAGGUGGCGCGUCCCAGCCAUUGUCGUUGGUUCGGCCCGAGCCUGCCACACCAAUGUUUCCCUUUGGUCCAUUCCAACCGCUGCGGUGCUCAAGAGGAGAGGGCGUUGCUUCCCGUGAACCCCUGGCGGAAACCCCGUCUCCCGGGGGAGGGGGAGAGGCAUGCGUGGAGAGGGGAGGCGCUAGCGUGAACCCGCUCGAGUCGGGGCUGCCCGCGUCGCAGCUGCAGCUUGUUCUGGUUGCGGGGGAUACGACAGCCCUUCCGCCUCCAGCGGAGGAGCCUUCCGCUUGGCCCUGGACGUGGCAGGAGCGCCUCCGCGCAGUCAAGCGCCGGCGGAUGGACGCGCGGGAAUGCGAGGAAGCGGCGCAAGGGGAAGCGAGGGGGUCUGGCGGAGCGCAGGAUUGGGGGAAGCUAGAGGCGGAAGCGGAGGAGGAGAGGCGGCGAAAGCAACGGCUCGGCAUUUUGAGCGGGAUGCGUCAGAUGCUGGACAGCCCUGGUUUCGCGGCUGCCCGCGGGCAGAGGAAGAGAAAACUCGUCGUCCGCCAAGGAGGCUUGAGGCACCGCCUGCCGACAAUGCGCGGCGCGUCGAGUGCGAGCGGCAGCGGCGACCAAUCGAGCGAGAACACUAACUUCGAGGAGCGCGCAACGGAAGCCGCCAGGGAGGCGGAAAACGCUCGCGCGGCAAAUGAUGUCGCAACACUUGCAGCGCACGACGCGGCGCAACUAACCGUUGGAGGCCGCGUGGGCGCGGCUGGCGGGGUAGAUACGGCCGCCGCGGCGCCGGUGCACGCGCGGGAGCUGGGCUCCAGUGUUGCGACCGUGCGCAGAGGCGGAAGCUCGUCGGGAAGAAACGGCAGAAGGAAUGGGGGCGGCGGACGGUGCGGAGAGUACGAGGUGGAAUCAACGCAGUGCGCGGCGGAGAAGGCGGAAGAGGGGACGGGGUUGGCGGAGAAGGCGGAGGAGGGACCGAACCUGGCGGAGCGCGGGGAGGCAGCGCAUCCGCCCGCGUCGCCCUGUUCGGAUGCGGAAGAGGCGGAACGAGCGGGGGAGAAGCGGAAGGCGCACGAGGCGCAGACUGCAGCGGACGGCGCUGCCGGCCGCGCCCACGUACGCCGUCGCCAUGGCCUUCCCAGCCGCCUGGGAAAUCUUGCUGCUCCGCCAACCGCUGCUGCUCCCCUCGCUCCUCCCGCGCAGGCGCACCAUGGCAAUGCGCCACCCUCCAGCGCACUCCCCAGCGCGCCCUGCACAGCUCUCCCUUUCCCUCUCCUCUCCCCAGACACCCCCCACCGUUCCCGUCCCUCCUACCCUUCUAGACUGCCGCUACCGUCCCCGUUGCCAUUCCGAACCACCCCAGCACUGGCCGAGCCUCAGCAGGUUCGGCAGACCGGACAUCCCAGUGCUGCCGAGGCUGUGGCACCCGAAGCAGCAGCACUAGACUCUGGAUCGGUGGCGAUUGCAGCGAGUGUGGACUUCCCCCUGUGGGUGCGGCAGCUGCAGGCGUGCGCGGGGGUGGGCGAGGAGGGGCGCGCGUCUGAGUGCACGGGGGAAACACCCGGGUCCAUGCUGGAUGUGCCUCAGGUGCAGCCCGCGAUGGAAGGCAGCGACGCCAGCGGCGGCAGCGGUGGCAGUGGCAGCAGUGGGGAAGGGUGUGGUGGCGAGGAGGAGGACCAUGAGGCAGAGAGCCGGGGGGGCCAGUGA
Messenger RNA from Closterium sp. NIES-65, 3741 nucleotides. NCBI's taxonomy places the organism in Eukaryota, Viridiplantae, Streptophyta, Zygnematophyceae, Desmidiales, Closteriaceae. The record is from the annotation of a GenBank genome assembly.